UUUCCACCUGAAACGCUUCUUCAAAUUCUCCUUUCUCCCUCCAUUUUCAAGCUACACUCUCCCUCUUUGUCCCUGUUUAUACGAACCCUAACCGGCGAUGAAGAAUACCGAGCUAUGCCAUAGCCGCCGACCUCAGAAGCAACAUGAGAAGGAAGACGACGAUGAUCAGAAACCCUACCUUGUACAAUUGCCAGACCAUAUAAUUGCCGAUAUCUCCUGCAAAAUCCCAAUCAAGACCCUCAUGAAAUGCAGGCAUGUCUGCAAAUCUUUGCGAUCUUUGUUCGCAGACCCGCAAUUUACCGAAGAACUAUUCUCUCGAACACGCCCUUGCCAUUUGGUGUCGAGCCUCAAUUCGGAUAGGUACUUCUUGGUCGACUUCAACGAGCGGAGGCCAAACGGCGUCGCAGCACUGGAUCUUUCUAUAGACUCAGCGACUCCUAGCAGCGCAAUCAUGGUGGGAUCUUGCAAGGGCUUGGUCUGCUUAUACAAGAUGUACUGCCCUUACGGUUUUUACAUAUGCAAUCCAAUGACUGGUGAGUCUUCAUCUCUUCCACCUCCUAUUAGGGAAGUUGAUUCCAGUUUCCUUUAUUGGCCUUUAUCUCUAGAGGAGGAGUUAACUCCUGUAGAGUCCACUCCUACAAGACACAGUGAGGAAAUUUUGGAGCCAUCUUUUUGUGGAUUUGGGUUGGGAUAUAGUACCAUAAAUGGUGUCUACAAAAUUGUUCUUAUUGCUUAUUCAAGAAAAAUGAGGAUGGGGAUUCGGCCUCCAGGUGAGAUUGCGUAUGGACCUCGGGAGGUGAUGGUUUUGACUGUGGACUCAGGGGGUUGGAGACAUGUUGGGGAAUUUGAUAUGAACAAUUUUGAUCAUGUACAUGGAGUUUAUAUUCAUGACUGUCUUCAUUGGACUGGCCUACCGGUAAAGGGUCCUCGUUUGAUAUAUGCAUUUGAUGUUGGAAGUGAGUGUUUCCGAGAGCUACCAGUACCUCGUUGGACUUCUUGGGAGAGCCAAAUGACUAGAUUCAACCUUGGAAUCUUGAAUGAUUGCCUUUCUAUAACUGUUUGUUGGAGAGCUAGUAUCCAUGUUUGGGUGAUGAAGCAUUACGGUGUCGAGGACUCUUGGACCAAAGAGCUUGACAGUAGUGUGGAAUAUGGUCCGUCGUCGUUUGGUGGUUAUGCACAAAUUUUGAGUGUUUCACCAGAAUGGCAAGUCCUGUUGUGGCAGGGUAGGUUGCAGGCUCAUACUGCUGUAAGUGAGGGCUUUGUUGGGGUUCAGGUUGAUGGGAUACCAUCUUCGGUUGACAAAGCCUAUCCCCAUGUUCCAAGCUUUAUUUCACUUAAAGAUGUUAUCAGGUGUCAGAACCCUGAGGGGCAAGGAAAUGUGCAAACCACUGCAGUAGAUCAUGGGAAUGCUAAGGAAGAUAAACAGAAUUUGCAAUCUAAUGCUCAUGGAUUAAAUCAAGGGAAUGUGCAAUCUGUAACUGUACCAGUCGAUCAACAGCAACAGGGCCAACUGAAUGUGCAAUCCAAUGCAGCAGAUCAUGGGAAUGCUGAAGCAGAUAAAGGGAAUGUGCAAUCUAAUGCUGAUCAAUUAGAUCAAGGGAAUUUGCAAUCUAUAGCUUUAACAAUUACCCAAGAAAGACAGGAGAAUAGAGCACCCAAGAAGGCAAAAACCACACAUGAAGUUCAACCAAUGCAAGCCUCUGCAUCCCAACCAUUUUAUGCAUCACCACCCAAGCCAACACAGCCAUCUGUUGUGCAGCUAUGAACUGCAGACCAGUUCAUUCAUCCCACAACUGCGAUAAAGAUGAAGACCAAGCCCCCUGCAAAGAGGAAGAGAGCUCCAGCAGAGAAGUAACUGAAUCCCCUGCUAAGAUGAAGCAUUUUGGGUGUAAUUUCAGAUAUUUCAAAGCAUUGGGCUUUAUAACAAAUCAUUUGUAUCGAAACUUGGUAACUGAUCCAAGUGUUUUGAAACUCUGUAAAUGAUGCAAUUGUCUGGUAGUUUGUAACUAAUCAGUUGUUUUUGGAACUUGGUAAGUGAUCCAAGUUUGGUAGUUUGUAACUCAUCAGUCGUUUUUUGAACUUGUUAAUUGAUCCAAGUGGUUUG
Molecule: messenger RNA, 2104 nt
Organism: Rosa chinensis
Lineage: Eukaryota; Viridiplantae; Streptophyta; Magnoliopsida; Rosales; Rosaceae
Product: F-box protein At3g07870
Exons: 4
Coding region: 98-1765 (555 amino acids)
Molecular function (GO): protein binding
Source: RefSeq, a predicted model, not a curated record